Molecule: messenger RNA, 2600 nt
Organism: Daucus carota subsp. sativus
Lineage: Eukaryota; Viridiplantae; Streptophyta; Magnoliopsida; Apiales; Apiaceae
Product: VIN3-like protein 2
Exons: 5
Coding region: 251-2440 (729 amino acids)
Biological process (GO): epigenetic regulation of gene expression; vernalization response
Molecular function (GO): protein binding
Source: RefSeq, a predicted model, not a curated record
ACAUGCAACCGCUUUUGCCCCUCUCAUAUAUCACCAUGGUCUCCCUCUCUUCCUCUCUUUUCUUUUAUCCCCUCUCUCUCUCUCUCUCUCUCUCUCUCUCUCUCUCAAAAGAGAGAUAGAAAGCUAGACUAAAAAGAUGCCCGAGUCUCCCAUUCGGUUGAUUUAGAACCCCUCAAGAUUUCGUAGAUUCCCCAUCACAGGUACAUAUAGAGAGACCGCUGAAGUUUUUAGUUUGGUAAUAAUAUUAUCCAUGGAUCCUGCUUCUAAGGGAUCUUUGCUCGACCAAUCCAAAUCCAGUAACUUAAGCCUAGCACAAAAGAGGGAGCUUGUAUAUGAAUUGUCAACAUGGGAAGAUGGUGCUGCAGAGUUGCUCCACUCGUGGAGCCGCCAUGAAAUUUUAGAAAUCCUAUGUGCGGAAAUUGGUAAAGAAAGGAAAUACACUGGCCUGACAAAAUUGAAGAUUAUAGAGAACCUCCUGAAAGUGGUCUCUGAAAAGAAUUCUCAUAAUCACGGCUCCAUAAAUCACAUUGGACCUGAACCUUCAGCAACAACUGGUCAAAGAAGUGCUAAACGACAGAAGAAAACUGAUCAUCCAGAUAGUAAACCAGUUGCAGAAAACAAGGUGUCAAUCAUUGCCAGUAAUGAUGAUUUAGGUGACACUGUAUUGUGCAAAAAUAUAGCUUGCAGAGCUAAAAUAAGUCGAGGAGAUGCAUUCUGCAGACGGUGUUCAUGCUGUGUCUGUUAUCAGUAUGAUGAUAACAAAGAUCCGAGCUUGUGGCUAACCUGUAGUUCAGAGCAUCCAUUUCCAGGUAAAUCAUGUGGUAUGUCAAGUCAUCUUGAAUGUGCUUUGAAGCAUGAAAAAUCUGGUAUACUCAAGAAAGAGAAGGACGUUGGACUUGAUGGAAAUUUUUAUUGUUUAUCGUGUGGGAAAGUGAAUGAUUUGAUCGAAUGUUGGAGAAAACAGAUGAUAAGAGCAAGAGACACCAGGCGGGUUGACAUUUUGUGUCACCGUAUUUCCUUAAGCCACAAGCUUCUUACAGGUACGAAACACUACCAGAAGCUUUAUGAGAUUGUGGACGAAGCAAUAAAGAAACUGGAAGCAGAUGUCGGCCCCUUUUCUGGUGUACCUGUGAAGCAGGCCAGGGGUAUUGUCAAUAGACUCUCUUCAGGCCCAGAAAUUCAAAGACUUUGCUCCUCAGCUAUUGAGACACUGGACCUGAUUCUUUCUGGCACAGGUUUUGAAGUGUCAUCUGAUCUGGCAGUUCAAGAAUCCCACCCGGUAGCUCCAGAUAUCAGAUUUGAAGAUAUCAGCACCUCAUCAGUUAAUGUGAUUAUCAGCUAUGAAGAUCCACCUGUUGGAAAGAUGUCUGGCUAUACUAUGUGGCAUCGCAAGGUAGACGAACUGGACUAUCAAGCAGAACCAACCUGUACACUGUUUGAACCAAAUGCCAGGUUUUCAUUAUCAGGUCUAUCUCCGGCCACGCCUUAUAUUUUUAAGGUGGUUUUCUUUGAUGACAACAAGAAGUUAAGAACAAUUGAAGUUCAGAUGCAAACAUGCAGUGAUGUUGUCCCAAAUUCCAAGGGCAUAGAAGAAGAAAGAAGUCUUAGUCCAACAACAAAUGGCAGCAGCCUUUCUAAUCCUUCAUCAGUUGAAGAUGAAAGUAAUCAUAAUGUUAAAUCCUGCAUGAAUGAGAAUGCAAAAGAAAGGUAUGUGUAUGUUCCUGCUGCGGAUAAUAACAACUCAAAGAUAUCAUUUACUGGGGGCCUAGACUGUAAUGCAAUGGAUCAGAGAGGACCUCAGGCAGUACCAGUGUCUGUGCAAAAUGAGGAACACACAAUGGCAAAAAUUAACUCAAGGCCAGAUUUCGUGAAUCUUGAGGACAGGCACUCACCAGAACGGCAGAACACUGAGGUGACAAGCCCGAGAAAUGGAACAAACACACUUGUACAAAGUGACACGGAGUUGCCACAGUCUGCACAUAGUUCAGAUGCUGGCUUACCCGAUACUCCAUGCAAGUUGGAAAACUUUAAAGACGGGGUGGCAAGAAGCAGCAGACCUGCACUAAGCAAGGAUCUUGAUAAAGGUUCUGGAGAGGAAGAGAACCGAGAGGAUGGUGGCUCAGUUAAGAAAAGGAGUGCAGGAAGAAGAAAUGAGAAAUGUACAGAAGAUAAUGAUAAGGAUUUUGGGUACUAUGUGAAGGUAAUCAGAUGGUUGGAGUGCGAGGGGCACAUUGAGAAGAGCUUCCGGCAGAAGUUUCUGACUUGGUAUGGCCUAAGAGCUACUCCUGAGCAACUUAGGGUUGUAAAGGUCUUUGUUGAUACACUUGUCGAAGAUCCAUCAUCUCUUGCAGGGCAGCUUGUUGACACUUUCUCCGAAAUUAUAUCCAACAAGUGUCCUCCUACAGCUCCCAUGGGGUUAUGCCUCAGGCUUUUUCAUUGACAGAUAAGAUUCUUUGGUAAUAAGUUUAUUAAAUUCUUCAUUGUUUCUUUAGACUAUCAUCCUUCACAUUGAUAGCGGCUCUGUCAGGUAUAGAUAUUACUUUUAUUGUUAUCAAAGUCUUAAAUAAUGCAAGAGCUUGAAUGCAUGUAAUGUUAAAUAA